AACCACACCGAUGCAAUGUCCCUUUUUCAGUCUCAGGAAUUCCUCUGCCACCUCCUGCUGUUGGGUGUCUUUGCGGCGGUUUAUUGUUUCCUUUUGAUGGGAAUUCAGAUCCACAACUAUAAUUGGCAGCACCUAACUCAUGCAUGGACGGAUCUGAAGGCUAACAAAAACACUGAUCCAAUGUUCAGUUAUCAGGACACGUUUAAUUGCUGCGGCUUUAUGGACCCCAAUGAAUAUGUACACAUAAAUUUGACUUUGCCCGAAAGCUGCCUGAUAGAUCAUAGCAAUAAUGUCAAGGAAUCGUGCUACAAGGUAUUUAGAGAUGCGGAUUUCACCUAUUAUGCUAUCAUCGUUGCGAUUUUGUGUGCCUAUAUAGUUAGCAAACUUCUUCUUGACUAUGUUGAAUGGAGGAUGAUUCUGCUAUCCACACUCUCCAAGGAUUCGAAGUGA
This is a messenger RNA of Drosophila obscura, 450 nucleotides long. RefSeq lists its product as uncharacterized. The record is from RefSeq and is a predicted model, not a curated record. The transcript has 5 exons. The coding region runs from base 16 to 450 and encodes 144 amino acids. NCBI's taxonomy places the organism in Eukaryota, Metazoa, Arthropoda, Insecta, Diptera, Drosophilidae. Gene Ontology annotation, cellular component: membrane.